Molecule: messenger RNA, 1964 nt
Organism: Mercenaria mercenaria
Lineage: Eukaryota; Metazoa; Mollusca; Bivalvia; Venerida; Veneridae
Product: heavy metal-binding protein HIP-like
Exons: 3
Coding region: 107-631 (174 amino acids)
Molecular function (GO): protein binding
Source: RefSeq, a predicted model, not a curated record
AGAAAAGUCUAUACAGUCGAAAGGAAAGAUCAAUGAAGUUAGCCAAGAUAUACUAACUAGAACAAGCUCAAAUCUGCAAAGUGCGAAAAGUGGGAUCAAUUACCGGAUGAAUAAUGCGGAAAGUCAGUUAAGUUCAAUGUCGUCAAAGCUUACCUCACUUGAAAGGGAACAAGACAACCAGGAAGACAAUUUUGACGGUCAGAUCAGCCGGCUAAGCAGUAGAAUUUCAAAGGAGGAAGCAAGGAAAGUAGCAUUUUCAGCAAGACUAAAUACAAAACACAGCUAUUAUAGUAAAAACGAAAAGAUAAUAUUUGACGACGUUCGGUACAGCUACGGUGGAGGGUACAGCUCAUCAACGGGAAUCUUUACAGCACCGAAAUCUGGAACGUAUUUGUUUACAUUUAACGUGCAAGCCAGGCCUUAUAAAAUAGCUCACGUAGGGUUAAUGGUACGCGGAUAUUGGAAAACACCGGCUUUAGUAGAAAGCGAUGGUACUAAUCUCACAGGUGGGAAUGUAGCUAUAGCAUAUCUCUCCUAUGGUGACAAGGCUUGGAUACAGACAGCAGGUGUAGACGACAAGUAUUAUAUAUGGCCUUACAGGACAACAUUCAAUGGUAUUCUAAUUGACUGAAAUUGAAGAAACUUGCAAAAUGAACCGUUUUGUUAAAACGUCACUCUUAUAAAGCAUCAGGAUUAGUGGGAUGUGGUAGGGCAAAUGAAAAUAAAAGAUAUAGCUGAAAAUUCUUCAAAGUUUAUUGAAGGAAUAUCUAAGUUACAAUAAGUGGGUGACAACCUUUAUUACUGGCUUUAAGAUCUUUGAUUUUCCUAAUAUUUUUAACUUUAAAUAGAAGAAGCUUAAUAAAUAGAGGAUAUUACAUGAGUGUCUUUUCUUAUUGACUUGAAUAAGAUAACAAAAUUCGAGGCCCUGUUAACUUUCCUGCUGAAACAUAACAACUUCUGCUUUCUUCACCUAUUAUAGACAAAGAUGUCUAUUAUACUUAAAACGACGUCAAUUUUAAAGUGUUUUUGCACUAGAGUUAUACAAAAGUAUGUGAAAUCCUGACUUAAUUUCACUCCUACGACGUCAAAAUUUUGAUGAAAAGUUGUUAUUCACACAUCCUCACAUAAUACGCAGAUGUGAUUGGCUUUGAAACUGGGUAAAACGUUAUUUUGAUCUCAUAACUCCCUUUCUUAUAAAAUGUAAACAAAUUAAAAAUCAUUUCAAUAGACCAAUAUCUGUCUUAUCCCAAAUGUUUAUAAUUGGAUCUAUGUGAUGUGGAAAAAAACUGUAACCUACUUACAGAACUAACAUAUGUCAAGUUAGGAAUAAAAAAAUAUAUGCUUUGACAAAUUUAAUAAAAAGGAAAUUUAUAUAUUUAUAGGUAAAACAAACUUUGGUACUUUAAGUAUUUAGACAUUCAAAUGGCCAGAUCAUGUAAGCACUUUGCAUGAUGAUAGCUAACCCUUAUCUUGCUAAAUUUUUGUAAUCAACUUGUCUAUCUCUUAAUUUGGACAGUACUAUUAACUGUUAAAAGGGGCGCUUACCAAAAAGAUACUGACUGAAUGGCGAACAGUGCAGACCAUGAUUAGACUGCACGGAUGUGCAGGCUGAUCUUGGUCUGCACUGGUCACAAAGGUAGAAUCACUUGCCGCCAGCAGGCGUUAAUUUUCACCGGGACUCAAACCUUAACAUAAAUACAGUGGUCAAAAUGUAUGAUUGCUCUUUUGUAAGAAGGUACAGGAAUGUUCAGUAUGAGGAUGUUUAUUGUUUAAAUGUUCAAUGAUAUUGCUAAUAUUUUCGAACAGAUUCGUGUACGAAAUACAUGUAUCAACCUUCAACAAGAUUUGUUGCCUUACAUGGGUAAAAUGUACAUACAAUGAUUAAAUUACUACAACUUUUAUUUUGUAUAUUUCUGUGUUUAAAGCUUCAAAUAUAUUGGUAUGAAAUAUAUUCUAAAACUGCA